Molecule: messenger RNA, 3100 nt
Organism: Rattus rattus (black rat)
Lineage: Eukaryota; Metazoa; Chordata; Mammalia; Rodentia; Muridae
Gene: Brme1
Product: chromosome 17 C19orf57 homolog
Biological process (GO): double-strand break repair involved in meiotic recombination
Source: RefSeq, a predicted model, not a curated record
ACAAACUCUCUUCACAUGCAGCUCAGUUGUAGGGAGAUAGGAGAUGACUAAUGCCUCAGAAACUAGCAGAACCACUUUAAUGUGAAAAGGAAAGCCAUGAUAAGAAGUAGAGGCUCAUGGGGACCACGUCCAUGGCUCCAGCUGCCAUACGUCUCCCAGGGGAAAGAUGGCUUGGUCCCACUUGUCCCAUGUGGCUUGGAGUUAAACUGCUUCAAGAUUCGAUCUCAGGACUGGAGGAUGCUCUGUUCUUCCAGAGGACCUGGGUUCAAUCUCCAUUUCCCACAUAUGGUUCACAAGUGUCUGUAAUUCCAGAAGAUGUUCUCUUCUGGCCCCUGCAGGUUCCACACUUGGACACAGACAUGCAUGUAGAUGAAAUACCCAUUCACAUAAAGUAAAAUAAAAAUAUAUAACCUAUUCUAUCUCAGUCAUAGCCAAACUAUGGAUCAAGCCAGGGCACUGGCUCUGUUGCUGAAGCACAUGGGAGCUGGCACACUUGGAAUCCCAACACUGGGGAGGCAGAGACAGAACAUUUCCUGGGUUGCUGGCAUUUAGCCAGCCUAGCCUUCUUGAUAAAAUUUCAGGGCCCGGUGAGAAUCUCUGUCUCAAACAAUAAGCUGAGUGACCCCCUAAAAAUUAUACUAUGUUCAUACAAAGUCCUUCAAUUAGCUUCCAAAAUGCAGGUCACCUGUCCUUCUUGUAUUUUGGAGGCUGAGGCAGCAGGAUGGAAAGUUCAUAGCCACUCUGGGCUACAGGGUAAGAGCCCAUCUUAACAGAAAAGAAAAAAAAAAUCUAAUUGUAUGGCCAUAUGAGGAAAUGGGCCCUGCAUCUUGAGUGGGGCUCUCUCCCAUCUUCCCACCACGGUGAGCAUCAGAACUGGCCUUCUUGCCCUCAUCAUAGACCCACUCACCUAGUCCAGCUGUGGUCCUGUUCUGCUAUGCUGACAGCUAUGCUAAGCCUGAUUGAGUCCCUGCCCCUUACUUCCCUCUCUAAACCAGGAGACAGCCUCCAUCCCUCAAAGCCUUCUAAGAACCCACGGCUGAGAGAUCCCCGUGGACCCCAGAGUUCCAUGACGGUCCAUUCACACCACUCCAGAGAGUCAGAAGACAGCUCAGAACCUGCUCCUUCUGUAGAGCCAGCUGGGGAGGAACCACAACCGGCAGCUUCCAGCUGCCCAGUGGAGGACACAGGAGCUGCCUCUGACCUCCCAGGAUCACCAAAAGAGCUGGUCCCCCUGCCUCCUUCCCAGAGCUCAGUGGGGAGGUUUGUUCCUCAGUUUGCCAAACCAAGGAAGACAGAAACUAGAAAAACCAAGGCAUGGGAAGAGGAUCCAGAGAGCUGCACCACAAGCCAGGAAACAACGCCAGAGCUAGGUGCCCUAGAAGCAGCCAGCCAGCCACAGAGAGAGUCCCUGAGGUUCCCUCUCCAUGAUGCCAGAAGACCAGAAGACCAGACACAGCCAGAUGGUACCCUCUCAAAGGAGAGGACCAGCUCACUAGAUACUGGAAGCUUGGAGAACAAUGGUUUUGAGAUGGCCACAGUUCAAGACAGUAGUAGCCGGGGAAGACCCCUGUCGGCUGCUGCUGCUGAAGGCAGGGAGGCAGAUAGCAGCACCCCACAGGAAGGAGGUACCCAAGGAGGGGAAGCAGAGGCCCAGCAUUCUGGGGAACCCCAGGAAGGAGAGGACAUCCUCUACACUUCAGCAUUAGUUCCUGCCUCAGAUCCUACCAUACCAUGCCUAGAGACCUGGUCUGUGGCUCAAGACCUCUCUGUCCCCACACACAUUCUUCACAGCACAGCUGCAGCACCCAGCCUCGGUAGCCCAGCGGGUGCCUCUCUUAUGGACAGCGUCAUUACAGAAGUGAGCUUAGAUCCCUCUGUGCUGCAACACAGUGCACUAGAGGUGGGCAGCCUGCUGGGCUCUCCGGAUGGGCAGAUCCCUGAUGGAGGCUGCAGUGGGACUCUUGCUGAGGAGACCCCAGCAGGCAGCAAGGAGACCAGAUGGAAAGAGAAGUCCCCUGGUGAUGACACCCUGGCAAACGUCACUGAGACUGCAGUUCCUGUGAAACAAGAGCCCAUGGUGGGAGCUGGAGAUUCCAGCCAUAUAGCCCAGGAAAUGGGUCCUGCCGUCAAGACCAAGGACCCUGGCUCUGAUGGACAGCUGCCAGGGGAUAUAGGAAUGCUGCCUUUGCCAGCACAGCCCAUGGAUGAAAAGGUGGUGGAGUUAAGUGGCCUAACUUAUGAUCAAGACUUGGAGGGCCUCAGUCUGUACCCUCAUACCCCCUCUCAGCUAGAGCACACUUGUCUAGCUAGUGACCCUCCCCAGAGCACCAAGGCCUGUCACAGCAGCCCAGACAUUCCUGUACACCCAGCAGGGAAGCAGCAGCCAGCUCCCAGUCCCAGAGACCAGGCUGCAUGGCAGGAGUCCUCUGCAAUGGAACUAGACUUCCUGCCUGACAGCCAGAUACAGGAUGCCCUGGAUGCCACCAACAUGGAGCAGGGCUUUCCUUCAGGGAAUAUGUCAGACCCUGGCUGGCCUGUCCCUAGCUCAUAUGCCAUCGGAGGAUCCCCAAAGGCGGUGGCCAAACCUCAGCCCAGACCCCAUGUGGGAACCUGGGCCCAGGAGCCCUACAGGAUGCAGGACGCAACAGACACGGUGCGAGGCCUCGUGGUAGAGCUCUCCAGUCUCAAUCGUCUGAUUAUGAGCACUCACCGGGACCUGGAAGCCUUCAAGCGCAGGAAGACCAAGUCUCUGCCUUACCUGACUAAGGGGUUAGGGAGCCUUGCUAGAGGGGAUCAGGGCUGGAGGGACUUGUAAGCUGCUGUAGCCUGUGGGGGUCAGCCUACCAUAGCUUAUAGGCAGGAGGCUGAGGGUGGCUACUCCCAUGGGACAGGGUGCCUGAGCUUUAGGAAGUCAUCUGACAGAGCAUGGCCCUACCCCAGAUGCUCAUCCAGGUUUGAGCACCCAGGCUCCUGAGCUGAGCUGCAGUUGUCUUUGUUUCUGGAGGGGAGCGUGCCCUCUGUUCUGUCUGUCCUUCCCCCAUGCUUUCUGUGAGUGUGGGAAGACAGGGAAUAAAUGAUGCAGUUGUGAGCCUGAUCCGUA